Molecule: messenger RNA, 2417 nt
Organism: Myxocyprinus asiaticus (Chinese sucker)
Lineage: Eukaryota; Metazoa; Chordata; Actinopteri; Cypriniformes; Catostomidae
Product: sorting nexin-18-like
Exons: 3
Coding region: 338-2059 (573 amino acids)
Biological process (GO): cleavage furrow formation; mitotic cell cycle; endocytosis
Cellular component (GO): cytoplasmic vesicle; plasma membrane
Molecular function (GO): protein binding; phosphatidylinositol binding
Source: RefSeq, a predicted model, not a curated record
UUCUUUUCCUGGGUUUAGACAUAGUGACUCAAUGGAAGGGCAAUGGGGGUUUUUCGUUACCCCAGGCUGAUUAUUCUGAUUGACUCCACCCUCCAUUAUUCUGCCCUGGACCGUAAAGCGCAUUCAGCGAAGAGAGACAGGAGGACACGAAACCCACAUACUUUUUUCAGCACUCUUCCAAGUGGAAUUUUAAACUAGUUUCCAUGGAGUAAUGUCUUCCAAAGGUUUCGAUGUGUUUUUGUAGAAAACAAGGACAGUGCAUUCCUGAAGAGGUGGAUGUUUAUAAGAACGGUGCGCGUAUAACUUUGUAAACUGAGCUUAACCAGCGCUUCCAACUAUGGCGCUGAGAGCGAGAACAUUAUACGACUUCAUCUCUGAAAAUCCCGGCGAGAUCUCUGUGACAGAAAACGAACUUCUAACUUUGUGUAGUGAAGAGAUUGUCGAUGGUUGGCUGGAGGGUACAAACAGCAGAGGUGAGACCGGACUCUUCCCUGCAUCAUACGUGGAGAUUAUAAAGAUUGAUCUGCCAGUGCACGGUAACGGGACAUCCGGUAGUACUGAAUAUUACCACCAAACUAGUCCUCAGAGGAGGGACACCUCAAAUGAGUCGACACCCACUCAUUCCGCUAUUUACCUGGGACAUCUUCAACAACAGCGACACAGUUUUCAGACGAGCCAAGGAAGCGACGAGGAUUGGGACGAUGAUGACUGGGAUGACAACGUAAAUGUGGAGGAACAAGGCGGGAAACCUGAAAAAAGCGGGAAUCCUCAAGCAGGUUAUUACAGCACAGGUUCCACAGCGGCUCGACGCGGUAGUUCGCAACAGUCUAAAAGCACAGCGACUGUUGGCAAAAAUCUCAACAGGUUUACAACCUUUGUUAGGUCAGGAGGCGAAGCUUUCGUUUUGGGCGAAGCUUCAGGUUUGGUCAGAGAUGGAGACAAAAUAUUCGUUUAUAUGGGCCAGCAUGGGCCAGAAUGGCAGGAGAACGCUUAUCCAUUUACUUGCACUGUCGACGACCCCACAAAACAGACCAAAUUCAAAGGCAUGAAGAGCUAUAUGUCCUAUGGACUUACGCCCAGUCACACACAGAUCCAAGUGAACAGAAGAUACAAACACUUUGACUGGCUUUAUGCACGGCUUGUCGAAAAGUUUCCGGUUAUUUCAGUCCCUCAUUUGCCUGAAAAACAGGCCACGGGUCGAUUCGAGGAGGACUUCAUUUCCAAGCGGAGGAAAGGUUUAAUAUGGUGGAUGAAUCACAUGGCGAGUCAUCCAGUUUUAUCCAAGUGCGAUGUUUUCCAGCAUUUCCUUACCUGCAGCAGCAAUGACGAAAAAGCCUGGAAGCAAGGCAAGAGGAAGGCAGAGAAGGACGAGCUAGUUGGCGCCAAUUUCUUCCUCACUAUCUGUCCUCCAGCCUUACCUCUUGACUUACAAGAGGUGGAGAGCAAAGUAGAUGCUUUCAAAACGUUCACCAAAAAGAUGGACGAAAACAUCAUACAAGUCAACGUCACCAUAAACGAAUUUGCCCGAAAGCAGAUCACAGGUUUUAAGAAGGAAUAUCAGAGAGUUGGGCAGGCUUUCAGACUUAUGAGUCAGGCCUUCGAAUGCGACCAGCAAGUGUACUCCAUUCCAUUAAACAAGGCCAUGGUGUACACUGGAGAAAUCUAUGAGACCAUUGGGGAAUACUUUGCAGAACAGCCCCGUCAGGAUUUGGAGCCAAUUUCCGAUCUUUUAGCGAUUUACCAGGGCCACCUUGCAAACUUCCCAGACAUUAUCCAUGUAGAGAAAGGAGCCCUGACCAAGGCAAAGGAGAGCCAUAAAGAUGGCACUGCUGGCGGAGGUAUCCACGAGCGCUGCAACAUCAUCUCCUGCGCUACACUAGCAGAGAUCCAGCACUUUCAUCGCAUACGAGUGCGUGACUUCAAGGCACAGUUGCAACAUUUCUUACAGCAGCAGAUCAGCUUCUUUCAAAAAAUCACAGGCAAGUGCUUCAGACAGAGGGCUGGGGGCGGUACUCUCGCAGGUGGUGGAGGGGGAGGAACGCCCGGUGCUGUACAUUAGGCGCAAGCUCUCGCUGAGGGAGACUAAGUACAGCACUGUUGAAAAGGAGUGUCUUGCCAUCAAAUGGGCGGUCCUCAUUCUCUGGUACUACCUGCUGGGGCAGACCCUCACUCUCUGUUCAGACCAUGCCCCACUCCAGUGGCACCAACGCGCUGAUCACCCGUUGGUAUCUGGCUCUUCAGCCGUGUAAGUUCAAGGUGGUCCACAGACUGGGAGCUCAGAUGGCUGUCGCCGACUUCCUUUCCAGAAAUGGGGGGAGUGGUAGACAGGACGGAUAUCUCUCCGGCCUGAGUCUUUUGGGUUUUUAUAAUGGGGGUUUUCAACUUAUCAGUAAAUAAACAGAUCUGUGGUAAACAUU